UCAAAACCAUAGCCCGCCAAACUUUCCUUUUUGCUAUUGCUCUGCUCUCCAAAGCCCCGCACCUUAAUUUCUUCCCUCUCCAGUCUCCAGGGUUUAUCAGACCACCAAACCCCAUUAAACCCUCUCUGUCGCCGCCACCAGCACCAGCACCUACGGCGAGUCGGCGACCAUGAGUCUAGUAGCAGGUUCCAACGAAAGAUUCAUCUGGGGCUUCAAACUCAAGCCCGUAACCACCGAACAAUCCCUAACCUUAGCUCCCCUCUUCUCCUACCCAUCCCACCAAUCCGCAAUCCUCUCCGCUGCCGCCGCCGGUCCAAUCGCCGCAUCUGGAUCCUCCGACGACACAAUCCACCUCUAUGACUUACCUUCCGCAGCCUCCCUCGGCUCGCUCUACCAGCACACGGCCUCAGUCACCGCACUCUCCUUCUUCACCCCAGCUUCACUUUCCUUCCCCCGAAACCUAAUCUCCGCCGACGCCGAAGGCUACGUUUGCAUUUUCGACGCCGACCCUUUCGUCCACCUCAAGACCGUGAGGGCGCACAAGAAGCGGAUCAAUGACUUGGCCGUCCACCCUUCAGGUAAAUUGGCGCUUUCUGUUGGGAGGGAUGACUGCUUGGCGAUGUUGAAUUUGGUGAGGGGUAGGAGAAGCUUCUACUGUAGGCUUGGGAAGGAAGCUAGCUUGGUGAGAUAUGGCUUGGAUGCAGAAAAGUUUUUCAUGGCUACGGAGGAGAAAGUUGGGGUUCAUGAAACUGAAGAUGCCAAGCUUGUGACCGAGCUUCAAUGCCCCAAUAGGGUUCUUUGCGCCGCCCCUGGAGAGAACGGGCUUCUAUUCACUGGUGGCGAGGACAAGAAUAUUACAGCAUGGGAUACUAAAACUGGGAAGGUUGCUUACUGCAUUGAAGAUGCUCACAAAUCGCGUGUGAAAGGUAUCGUAGUGCUCACCAAGAGCAAUGGAGGCGUCGAUGACCCCUACCUAUUAGCGUCAGCGUCCUCAGAUGGGGUUGUGCGUGUGUGGGAUGUUCGUAACUCCAUGAAGGAAGAAAAGGCAAAUCCACUAGCUGAGGCAAGCACAAACGCGAGGCUUACAUGUCUUGCUGGGUCAUCAAUCAAAUGUAGGCGAUCUCCUGUCCCGUCAUCUGAUCUUUGUUGUCGACUUUCAAACGAACGCGAGCAACAUCCCAAGAGGACCAAACUGCUGCGCUGAAGAAUCCCAAGAGAAAAUCCCACUCAACAUCUGGUGAGGAAUCGUAAGCUAUCUCCAUGGCCAUUGAAGUUGGUGAACGUAAGGGUGAUGCAACGAUAACGUAAGCAGAUUACGGAAAUUGGUCCCAAAAUGACAAUGGAAACAAGGAAGAAAAGACAGCCCAUAUGAUUAUGAAUGAAUGAAUGAAGUGGUUGCCUGCCUCUGCCUGCUGUGCUGCCAGAAACGAAUUGCCAUCAUUUCAGUUUCGUCCUCAACUUUUAUUUUUCAUUUUAUGUUGUUUGCUGGAACUGAGGAAAGCGAUGGGUAAUCAUUUUCCAUCACUUUCGCCUUUUCUUUGCUCUUGGCUUUGUGCCCAGGUCGUGGUCCAGUAGGGGAAAACCACCCAAAAAUAGAGUGCAGAUUUUGUGUAUUGUGAAAUGUAAAGAACUAAAACGCACAAGAAUGUAAGGCAACAAGUCCAAAGAACACAACGGUUAAACCUUUUUUUUUAUAUAUAGGAGCAACGGUUAAACCUCAUGAAAAAA
Linum tenue is the source of this 1728-nucleotide messenger RNA. The record is from the annotation of a GenBank genome assembly. Lineage: Eukaryota; Viridiplantae; Streptophyta; Magnoliopsida; Malpighiales; Linaceae.